CUCUAUAGAUACCAAACACAUUACCCGAAGUAUCAUCAUGAUAAACAGAUAAUUUGACCGAAACUUGACACUGUUAAUAUCAAAAUGAAGUUGAAGCAUUAUCCUGGAAAAGCUGUCCUGGACGAUCCCGCGUGGUUGGAAAUGGAUGUACCCAACAGCACGAGGAGCCGAUUGUACGAAGCCAGUUGGGAAGAUACCCAACGAAAUUUAUCGAUACCCAACUCAUACGAGAGUGAGAGUAGCUCAGAUUACAAUUUCGGGUCAAAGAUGGGCAAAUACCAAAACACUUUAGAAAGAAAAAAGUACAGGAAAAAUCACAAAAGCGGAUCUGGUUCUGAUAAAGGUAGUAGCAACGGAAGCAUUCGAAAUCAUCGUUACCACAGCGACAAGUACUUAUCCCAUUUCAAUAACAAGAAUAAAACCGUAAUGGAUGAAUGUUACUUUAGCCAAAAUUCAUCAACCCAUGAAGUGUAUGUAACGAACAGUAAUAAUGUUACGUUGGACAGAAAGCCGAAAAUUACAAACGGUCAUCUUAGUCGAAGUACAUCGUUUCAUGAAAUGGCCACCCCUAAGUCCACCACCCAAAAAAAGAAGGCUUUUGAAAAGAAACAAGGUGGCGAAUGUACCGUACACCAAUUCGGUCAAAAUAAACAAAAUAUUUUAAAACCAACAGCAAGAAGUGUUGCUGUCACAAAAUCAGCGUCAGAAAAAAAUUUAUAUGAUCUCAACAAAACCGUAUCGCCUUUAGAAUCUACCCCAAAUUAUACCGAUUCGGAUGAAUAUGACGAUUAUUAUCAUAUACAUCGAGAGAUGAACGUAAGUAGUUACAGUAACACCAACUGGUCAUUUAUAAAACAACCAAAUCCCGACGUUGUUAUGAACGGCGAGCCAAAUCGUUCUGAAGAUGCUGAAAGUUCAGAUAGCGAAGAGUCUACGGCGUCUUGGAAGAAUUUUGACGAUAACCAGCAGGGCUACGGUAAAAUAAUUAGAAAACAACUGAAAAGUAAAACUGAAGACACUCCAUCUGUACAUAAAAGUACCCACACUAUUACUAAUGGGCAUCACUCUCCGCAAUCAACCAAACCCUAUUUGGUUUUUUCCCAAAGUGAAUUUAAUCCCAUGGAUUACUUUGGUAACACCACCAAGGAGAGCGACGGCAAAGAAGAUGCUCCACAAUCUCAACGUGACAUUGAUGUAACAGAAAACUACAACGAAACUGAAAAUAGUUCUAAAGAAAAGUACGUUUUCGAUCCACCAAUGGAAAUACCUAAACCAAAACCUCGUACGAAAAUUCCAAAUGGAAACGCCCAUGCUUACCGUUACAAGGAAGUCGUUAAUGAUCUUGAAGACCAUCUUACAAAAAAGUCGGUAAGAUUUAACGACAAAAGUACUGAAAUAGGAACCAGCAUUCAAAAUACAGAUGACCACAUUUACUUGGAAGACGAUAAUUCUUCUGAUUUGCGAUCCUGGGAAACUUCGCAAAUCCAGAAUGAUUCCGAUGAUCUCAAAGUUCCUUACAAUGGCGAAAACCAUAAGGAAGCCUUGUACGCUUUGCCAAGGAAAUUACAAAAAAGUGGAACUAAGUCUGACGAAGAUGGGGAGAAUACCGCAGAAACUAGAACACACUCUUGGGUAGACAACCAGAACGAUUACCUUCGAGACAACGAAGAGGGUUUCACAGGUUCGGCGGAGUCUUUGACGAAAAAUUUUACCAAAACUGGACCUGCUGGUACUGACGUCAGUUUGGACCGUAACGACAGUGGUUACUACGAAUCUCCAAAAAAGAUUCGACAAAGAAUUCCCCCGAAAAAUAUUUACUGUUCAUCUAGUAGUAGCAAUUCCGAAGACGAAGGAGACGGGAGCAUCGAAGAAGAUGACGAAGACUUCCGUAACAGUUCCGAAAAAGUCAAUUCCGAUCAAGAAAUGUCACCAAGAAACGACAUUUACGACAUUUACAAGAUUGGUGCUAAUGUGCAGCAGAAAUUCGUAGACACUUUGAGACUAGAAAAUCGUCCUAGCACGAAGCAAACGAAGCAAGUCGCGGUGGUGUCGCAAGUGACCGACGUUGUUAACGUUAGUGACAGGGACAGUGAAAGGGGUAGUCGGGUGAGUGAAUUUUCGAUUCCACGACCAAAAUUGAUAGUGCCUGUGCACACGUACGCAGUUCGAAAACGGAGGACCGGAAAUCUGUUACGUAAAAACAGUCAGUUGACAAAUUGUACUCUGGUUUCGUCUUCUGUGGGUGGUGGUGAGGCAGAGAACACUAUAGAUGGAAGAGUAGAAGUUUCUAGAGAAAAUAAGUACCUAAGUUCAAUAGCACCAGGUAAGGUUUUGGGCGAAUUGGCAAUUUUGUACAACUGUAAAAGAACUGCUACGAUAAAAGCUGCAACUGAUUGUAAACUAUGGGCUAUCGAGAGACAAUGUUUCCAAACUAUCAUGAUGAGGACAGGCCUUAUCCGGCAGGCCGAAUAUUCCGACUUUCUCAAGAGUGUGCCACUCUUCAAGAAUCUUCCCGAAGAUGUUCUUAUAAAAAUUUCGGAUGUAUUGGAAGAGACAUUCUACGCAGAAGGCGAUUACAUUCUUCGACAGGGUGCAAGAGGUGACACGUUCUUUAUAAUUAGUAAGGGCAGAGUUAAAGUGACAAUCAAACAACCGAAUAGUUCUGAAGAAAAAUACAUACGUACCCUCGGCAAGGGAGAUUUCUUUGGUGAAAAGGCAUUACAAGGAGAUGACUUGAGGACGGCCAAUGUUAUUUGUGAUGAUCCUGAAGGAGUGUCUUGUCUUGUAAUCGAUAGAGAGACAUUCAAUCAACUUAUCUCGAAUUUGGAAGAAGUAAAGACAAGAUAUACUGACGAAGGUGACGAAAGGAGAAGAGAGAACCAGCAGUUCGAGAAAGUCAAAUUGUCAGAUUUACGCAUUCUCGCAACGCUAGGAGUGGGUGGAUUCGGUAGGGUCGAGCUCGUUCAAAUCCAAAACGAUCCUUCGCGUUCUUUCGCCUUGAAACAAAUGAAGAAGGCUCAAAUUGUCGAAACGCGUCAACAGCAACACAUCAUGUCCGAGAAAGAGAUCAUGGGUGAAGCCAAUUGUGAUUUCAUCGUUAAAUUGUACAAGACGUUCAAGGAUCGCAAGUAUCUUUACAUGUUGAUGGAAAGCUGUCUAGGGGGCGAAUUAUGGACGGUUUUAAGAGACAAGGGCUAUUUUGAUGAUUCUACCACCCGCUUUUAUACGGCAUGUGUGGUGGAAGCGUUUGACUAUUUACACUCCAGAAAUAUAAUAUAUAGAGAUCUCAAACCUGAAAAUUUACUCUUAGACAACCAGGGAUACGUGAAAUUGGUUGACUUUGGAUUCGCCAAAAAAUUGCAAACAGGAAGAAAAACAUGGACGUUCUGUGGCACUCCAGAAUACGUUGCUCCAGAAGUGAUAUUGAACAAGGGUCACGAUAUAAGUGCGGAUUACUGGUCCUUGGGAGUGCUUAUGUUUGAAUUGUUGACAGGAACCCCUCCGUUCACAGGGGCGGAUCCAAUGAAAACAUACAAUAUCAUCCUGAAAGGCAUUGACGCCAUUGAGUUCCCUAGAAAUAUAACCAGAAAUGCACAAGCUCUCAUCAAGAAACUCUGUCGCGAUAAUCCUGCUGAACGACUGGGAUAUCAGAAAGGCGGCAUUAGUGAUAUUAGGAAGCAUAAAUGGUUCGAUGGUUUCAACUGGGAAGGUCUUUGUUACAAGACGUUGAUACCCCCCAUAACUCCUCAAGUAAAACACGUAACGGAUACGUCCAAUUUCGACGACUAUCCCCCUGACGGCGACGGACCUCCACCCGAUGACAUAACAGGCUGGGACACAGAUUUUUAACGAAUUAUACAAACAAUUAUUAGGAUAAUGUUGCCAUUAAAACACAACUAAGAUAAAUAGGUAUAUCUAAAUUCGAAAAAUUUCAA
This is a messenger RNA of Agrilus planipennis (emerald ash borer), 3935 nucleotides long. RefSeq lists its product as uncharacterized. NCBI's taxonomy places the organism in Eukaryota, Metazoa, Arthropoda, Insecta, Coleoptera, Buprestidae. The record is from RefSeq and is a predicted model, not a curated record. The transcript has 7 exons. The coding region runs from base 85 to 3849 and encodes 1254 amino acids. Gene Ontology annotation, molecular function: ATP binding; cGMP-dependent protein kinase activity. Gene Ontology annotation, biological process: protein phosphorylation.